UUCUGAUUCCGGAAAGACACUCCUGUCACUGGUAUCCGGGAGAACCACUUCCCAGUGAUAUGAGAAGAGAUAGAAUCUGAUCCCGAGGGUGGAAGUGGCAACCAGUGAGCCAGUUUGUUGAAGUAAAUGAUGGCUGCAACAAGGAGCCCCCAGGCAGACCCAUCCCCAAGCAAGGACUGCACACAGGGACAGAAAUCAGCCCUUCAUAGCAAAAGGCCUGACUAUGAAGCUUCCCGCCAGCGCUUCAGGCAGUUCUGCUACCAGGAGGUAGCUGGCCCCCAUGAAGCUUUUAGCAAACUCUGGGAACUCUGUUGUCAGUGGCUGAGGCCUAAGACACACUCAAAAGAGCAAAUUCUGGAGCUGUUGGUUUUGGAGCAGUUUCUGACCAUCUUGCCAGAGGAGAUCCGGACCUGGGUGAGGGAGCAGUGUCCAGAAAAUGGCGGGGAAGCUGUGGCUCUGGUUGAGGAUGUACAGAGAGCGCCUGGGCAACAGGUCCUGGAUUCUGGGAAAGACUUGAGAGUGCUCUUUGAGGAGACGGCGCCUUUAGGAGGAGCCAGAGAAUCACUGAGAUCCCACCUGAAACAGAGGGUUCAUCCAGGGGAACGGAAUUUGAAGGGGUCACAGAGCUCACACCAUAGACCAUGUGAACAGUCAGAAGCCUGGCUUACUCCGCAGGCUCCUAGGAACCUUCCCCAGAAGAGGGGUCUUCAAGACCAGGAGACAGGUGCUGUGCUCUGGAUAGAAGGGGCCCAGGGACCAAUCAUGUGUGAGGACAGCGCCAUAUCCCUCUGUCAGGAAGGACAGACGCACUGUGGCCCUGCACAGAGGGCCCUCUACAGGGGUGUUACGCAGAAGAAUGACAGAUAUGUCUCGCUGGCCACAGGUGUGCACUGGGGCUAUGAAGAGACCAAGACACUCCUGGCCGUUCUCAGUAAUUCUGAGUUUCAUGAAAAACCCCUGACCCGUGAGCAGAUCAUCCAGAUCUACAGGGCCGCAGCAGAACAAGUGCAGGAGCAGGGCUUUCUGCGGACCGCAGAGCAGUGUCGCACUAAGGUCAAAAUCCUACAGUCGCGUUACCACAAAGUGAGGAGAGGCCAUGUGCCUGAGCCUUGUAUCUUUCAUGAGGAAAUGGAUGCCCUUUCAAGCUCCUGGUCCUCUGCAGCAACUGUGGCAAGUGAUGCUGUUCCUGGCCAAGAGGGAAGUGAUAUGGAGGCUGGAGAGCUGAGUCUGCAGAACAGGGAGCCCACAGAGGUUGGAGAAGGUACCACUGUGGGUGCUGCAGCAGGGGAUGAAAAGGACUUCAGGGAUCCUGGCCAGGAAGUUAGCAGAUUUGACCUGUCAGUCCUGUUCCCAAACAGACUUGAUUUUGAGAUCAAGAAUGAGAUUAAAAAGAAGAAUCUGAAAUGGAAUGACUCAGAGGAAGCAGACAUGAACAAGGCUUUACAGAGAAAGUCUAGUGAAGUUUUUUGGCACUCUGAGCUAAAAAGAGGCUGGAAGGGUGAACCAAUGUCAAGAAGGCAACAUAGAUGUUCUCCGGGGGAGAGUGAGGAGAAACCCCCAUCCCAGGAGAGGAUGAGUCACCAGAGACUUCCUACUUGGAAGAAGGCCUGUGCACAUCUCCUGUGUGGGAGAAAGUGCUCUCAGAGUUCUCCCUCUCACCACCAGCCAGCUCCUGAACUGGAAAAAACUUCUCAAUGUCACGAAUGUGGGAAAAGCUUUAGCCGAGGUUCUUAUCUUGUUCGGCAUCAGAGAGUCCACACAGGAGAGAAGCCUCACAAGUGCAGUGAAUGUGGGAAGGGCUUUAGUGAGCGCUCCAACCUCACGGCACACCUAAGAACUCACACAGGGGAGAGACCCUAUUGGUGUGGGGAAUGUGGGAAAAGCUUCAACCAGAGCUCCAGCCUCGUUGUCCACCAGAGGACGCACACUGGGGAGAAGCCUUAUCAGUGCACUGUCUGUGGAAAGAGAUUCAACAACAGUUCCCAGUGUAGCACCCACCGGCGAGUCCACACUGGGGAGAGCCUGUACAAGUGUGUUCAGUGUGGGAAAACCUUCAACAACAGCUCUCACUUCAGGGCCCACCAGAAAACCCACACUGGGGGAAAGCCUUACAGGUGUUCUCACUGUGCAAAAAGCUUCACCAAGAACUCUGCCCUCACCCGCCAUUGGGGGGUACACAUGAAAGAGAUACUCACAUCACAGGAAGGAGGAGAGAUGCCAUGAGUGUGCAGGAAACCUGACAGAUUAAUUCUUUAGGUCAACAUAUGUUCCUUAGAGCUUCCUUCUGCUUAUGGAGAGUUCUACUAGCCAAUCCCUGGCUUAGCAGUAGAGUCAUUGAAAACCAGUUAAGCACUUAAGAACCCUGCCCAGCAGUAAGAAUCAGGAUAAGAAUGAUGAACUCUUUCUAGCUCUGCCCUCAACUCCAAAGUCCUGUCUCACUGGACUUCAGUUUUGCUUAAAGGUAAGAAGGCUUUAGGAUCCAUAAGUCCUGCGAGGAAACCAGGGUAUCUUUCUUCUGAACAGACAGUGGGUGGCCAGUGGCCUGAAAAGUGUUUCUGGGCCAUGCCAGGGAAGGAUUUGUUUCUCAUGGUGGGAAGCAACACCUAGAAGUUAACAGCCUGGAUCUAUACUAAACCAAUAAUUGACCUCUAUGCC
Messenger RNA from Ceratotherium simum simum (southern white rhinoceros), 2655 nucleotides. The record is from RefSeq and is a predicted model, not a curated record. NCBI's taxonomy places the organism in Eukaryota, Metazoa, Chordata, Mammalia, Perissodactyla, Rhinocerotidae.